Messenger RNA from Sphaerodactylus townsendi, 1756 nucleotides. It is a transcript of the gene KLHL42, whose product is annotated as kelch like family member 42. NCBI's taxonomy places the organism in Eukaryota, Metazoa, Chordata, Lepidosauria, Squamata, Sphaerodactylidae. Gene Ontology annotation, molecular function: protein binding. The coding region runs from base 197 to 1708 and encodes 503 amino acids. The record is from RefSeq and is a predicted model, not a curated record. The transcript is spliced from 3 exons.
UUCGCCUUUUUAGGCGUUUUUGCGCGGCCUGGAGAGGCUCCAAAGCGCGGCCGGGCUCCGGCUGCAUCCCUCCCUACCGGGCUGUGGGUGGGGAAAGGAAGGAGGAAGCAGCCGAAGAGGAGGAGCAGCAGCAGCAGCAGGAGCAGCAGCUCCAGGCCGCGGCGGCGGGAGCGCCUGCAAAGCUGGGCGAGGGGCCAUGUCCCGUGCGCCGCCAGCCCCUGACCCAGAGGCGCAUGGCUCUGCGGGCGAGCCGGCUGCAGCGGAGGACGAAGUGGUGCAGAUCCGGCUGGGCGAUCGGAGUUUCCCGGCGCGCAAGAGGCAGCUGCUGGAGCAGAGCGACUACUUCCGCGCCCUGUACAGCUCGGGCAUGCGGGAGGCGCUGGCCGAGCCGGGGGUGCAGCGGCUGCGCGGCGGGCUGAGCGCGGCGGGCUUGGAGCUGGUGCUGGACUUCAUCCACACGGCGCGCCUGGGCCGGCUGGAGCGCGGCGACGACGACGACGGAGAGCUCCCCCUGCUGGACGAGCUGGUCGAGGCCGCCUCCUACCUGCAGGUCACGCCGCUGCUGCGCCUCCUGCGCUCCCAGGUGCGCCUGGGCAACUGCCUGCAGCUGCGCCACCUGGCCCAGGUGUACGGCCUGCCCGAGCUGGAGGAGGCCUGCCUGCACUUCAUGGGGGGGCACUUCCACCAGGUGCUCCGCAGGCCCGAGGCCCGCCCCCACCUGCUGCUGCCCAGCGCCCUGCGGCUUCAGCUCCAGGAGAGGCGCAUGCAGGGCACUGCCACCUUGCUGGCCCUGGGCAACUUCGUGGGCCCCUUGGCUUCUCAGGGCAGGCCGCCCCUGGAGGAGUCACCCUGUGCUAUGCUCAGGUACGACGAGGGGGCACGGCGCUGGCUGGGAUUGCCCAGCGACCCUCCUGCGGACCUGGGGAACGUGCGAGGAUACGGGUCAGCCGUGCUGGACAACUACUUGUUCAUUGUCGGGGGCUACCGCAUCACCAGCCAGGAGAUAUCGGCCAGCCACUGUUACAACCCGUGUCUGAACGAGUGGAGUCAGGUGGCUUCCAUGAACCAGAAGAGGUCGAACUUUAAGCUUCUGGCUGUCGGGGGAAAGCUGUAUGCCAUCGGUGGGCAAUCCCUCUCCAACGUGGAGUGUUAUAACCCUGAGCAAGACUGGUGGAACUUUGUGGCCUCUUUGCCCAGCCCCCUUGCGGAAUUCUCGGCAUGCGAGUGCAAAGGCAAGAUUUAUGUCAUGGGAGGCUACACUGCAAGAGACCGCAACUUGAAUAUCUUGCAGUACUGUCCUACCUCAGACAAUUGGACGAACUUUGAGUUGUGUGAUGUCCACUUGCGCAAGCAGCAGAUGCUAUCCAUUGAGGAAACCAUCUACAUCGUUGGGGGCUGUAUCCAUGAACUGGGAUCCAACCAAAACCCCAGCCAGAACGAGGACAUGUUGACAGUGCAGUCUUACAAUACGAACACGAGGGAAUGGCUCUACCUCAAAGAGAACACCUCAAAAUCUGGUCUUAAUUUGACUUGCACGCUGCACAAUGAUGGGAUCUACAUAAUGAGUAGAGACGCCACCACAAGCUUAAAACACCGGGUGUUCUUGAAGUACAACAUAUUCUCAGACCGUUGGGAAUCAUUUAGGCACUUUCCAACCUUUGGAAAAAAUAUAUUGGUCUGUUCUAUGUAUUUGCCGAAUCAUACUUGAAUAUAGACACCAUAGUUUGUCCCUUCAUAAAUCUGAUUUGUUAUUGAA